AAAAAAAAAGAAAAAAAAAAUCACUCAUUGGAUCAGCAAACUCAGAUUUGAAAAUCAAAAGAAAUAACACAAAAAAGUGAUCUCUUUGCUUCUCUUUAUCGUCACCUCCGCCUCUCUCAGUGAGCUUCUUUUCCAACUCUAGAGGAAUCUACUCUUCAAUGCUGUUAAAAAAAGGGUCUUCAAAAGUUCGAAAAUCCUCGAAAGUCGAUAAUGGAAUACUUGCAUUGGUGAAAUCACUGGGUAGUUUAAUGGGGCCUGAGAUCGCUAUCAACGUAAAGAUGGCAACUUGGCAGCUCGUCAAGUGGGAUGGCUCGAGCGGCACCUGGAAAGAGCACGGCCAAGAAAUCAACACAGGGUGCCCUUCGAAAUUCUUAGUCAUGUGCUUGAACAAAAUUCAAGAUGGGGUUCAAGUAGAUAUGCCUCUUUUCGCGAGUUCGUGGGGGCUCGAGUUUUGGAAUAGCUAUGCCAAUGGGAGUGACUUGAUAGAUGUUAAUGAUGGAGGCUGUAACUCGGUGGAGAAAAUAGCUUGGGUGGCAUCGGCUGCAGCUGAUACAAUAUCGAUCAAGGAGAAAGAGGGUGUCUCGUUUGACGGGCCUUUCCUUUUGUAUAUCGUGCCUUCACAAGAGAAAACGUACGAGGUAAGCGAAAUCUGCAAGUUUUUGGAAGUUGUCGGGAUACAAACCCUGGUUUUGCAUUCGGGUGCGUCCAUAGAACAUCAAAUUCACAGCUUGAAGAGUUAUGAGCCAGAGUUUGUUGUGUCCACACCUGAGAAACUUUUGGAGCUUUUGUCCUUAAAGGCAAUCGACUUAUCUGAUGUUUCCUUAAUGAUUGUUGAUGGAGUAGAAGAUCCACUUGACGACACUACUCACUUAAAUGCACUUCAAUCGAUUCGGCAGUUCAUCACCGGAACUCCUCAGACCGUUGUUUUCUGCAACAGCAAAUAAUUUUAUUUUAUUUUUCUUGUGGAAGCUGUAAAAUGGUUUUCUUACCUGAGUGUUCCUUCUGCGGCUCGUCGAUAAAUUUUAUCAUAGAGAAACUAACUGUUACAGGUUUUCUGCUUUAUUUGAUAGUUCAUAUACAUUUUAUACGAAGUGAUGAAAAUUUUGGAAUAAUUCUUAUUAUUAUGGCGUGACAUGGUACUGGUG
Striga asiatica is the source of this 1145-nucleotide messenger RNA. Lineage: Eukaryota; Viridiplantae; Streptophyta; Magnoliopsida; Lamiales; Orobanchaceae. The record is from the annotation of a GenBank genome assembly.